GUACCGUAAAGUGCCAACUGAUGUAUCCGGAUAUUUACAAAGACUAGAGAUAUACCCGCUGUACAUUUCUCAUUCAACUUUGCCAGUCUUCAAUGUUUUACACCAGCUAGAUAUUCUUCGAAGC
Dentiscutata heterogama is the source of this 124-nucleotide messenger RNA. NCBI's taxonomy places the organism in Eukaryota, Fungi, Glomeromycota, Glomeromycetes, Diversisporales, Gigasporaceae. The record is from the annotation of a GenBank genome assembly.